AUGAGACAAAACAAAGUAGAUCACUCAAAAAGACGUCUAUCUACACUUACAGGCAAAGAAAUUGAAAUAGAUAUCGAGAAAGAUGAUAAAAUAGCAAGAAUCAAGGAACGUGUAGAAGAAAAAGAAGGCAUCCCGCCUCCUCAACAACGUCUUAUCUAUAGUGGUAAACAAUUAAAUGACGAGAAAAGUGUUGAUGAAUCAAAUAUUAAACCUGGAGAAGUUCUCCAUCUUGUGCUAUCUUUACGUGGCGGUGAUCAUGCAAAAUUUUUACAUGAACUUCCAGAUGAAUAUCUGGGAGAUUUACUUCCAGCAGCAAAACGAGUUGCGCUUGCAGUUGGAGCAGAACAAUAUAAUAUUUUGCAGAACAAUGGACCUCUUGCUCAUCAAGUAGUUGAACAUGUUCAUUUUCACGUGAUCCCAAAACCAAAUAAAGAAGAAGGUUUAGGAAUUUCAUGGCCUGCUCAGAAUCCUACUAAAGAUCAAUUGAAUGAAGUUGCCAAAAAAAUCACUGAUAAAUUGUGA
Molecule: messenger RNA, 522 nt
Organism: Entrophospora candida
Lineage: Eukaryota; Fungi; Glomeromycota; Glomeromycetes; Entrophosporales; Entrophosporaceae
Source: the annotation of a GenBank genome assembly